This is a messenger RNA of Rhizophagus irregularis DAOM 181602=DAOM 197198, 1066 nucleotides long. RefSeq lists its product as uncharacterized. NCBI's taxonomy places the organism in Eukaryota, Fungi, Glomeromycota, Glomeromycetes, Glomerales, Glomeraceae. The record is from RefSeq and is a predicted model, not a curated record.
UUGGAAUUGCAACAAGUUUUGAUUUUAAUAUCGAUGAUCAAAAUAAUAAUGUUAAACUCAAUCAAGAUAUUUUAUCAUUACAAGAUACUUUGGAAAUUUAUGUUACAAAUUUGAAACCUAAAAUAGAUGUUAAUAUAAAUGAAGUAAAUGAGCUUUUACUUACUUAUGAAUGUCAGUCAAAGAUUUCUGAAAAAGAUCCAAACAAACCACUUAUUAAAGCUGUGUUACAACGCCGUGUACUUGAAGAAAUACUUGCACAAGCGGAUUUCUAUUUCAAGGAAUUCAAGGAUUCAAAUAAAGAUCAUCAUCUUGAAUCUAACAUAGUCUCCAAAACUGUGGUAUUAAAUAAUUUAAUGGAAAAACUUUAUAAUAGUCGUCUAGGUGAUGAUGAAAUAACUCGUAUUACACCAAUAAGAAUACGUCAACAAGUUUAUACUGCACUUGGCACUCGAGGAUUUAAUGAUAUCAGAAAAACCGAUGGUGAAAUUCUUAAACACGAUUCUAUUGAUAUUAUCUCAAAUAAAAUCAAUAAGGUGAUAAAUAAAUAUCGUAUUAUUAAUGAUAUUGAUAAGAGAAGAUAUGUAAAUGCCCUGGCAAAAGAUUUAGUUCUAAAUGUUGUUAGAAUAUUUUAUUUCCGCUUACCCAUUCAAGAACCAAUGGCUCAGUAUCAUUGGUUUAAUAAUAAUGAAAGAAUCAAUAAAUCUUACAUGAAAGGCUGUUGGGAUGAGGAUGAAAUUGAAGAUAUGGUCGUUGAAGUUUGUUCAUUCCCUAUGAUUUAUAAACCAGAAGAUGAUGGUGAUAAAAUUUGUACUCCAGCGAAGGUUUUUCCAAUUCAUAUUAUUAAAGAACAAAGUAUAGGAGAAAAAUUGAUGAGUAUGGUUAAAUACAUUUACUCAUCAAAUGACGACUCAAAUGCAACAAAAUUCGAUGAGUCGGAUGAAUAUGAUUCCGACCAAACUAAUGUAACCGAACCUGACGAAUCAAGUUAUCAUUUUCACGACAAAAUCAAUGAUCAGGUUAUAGUUUAUUAAAAAAAAAAGGCACUAUAGCCUAUAGGACAAUCGAA